Xylaria bambusicola is the source of this 633-nucleotide messenger RNA. RefSeq lists its product as uncharacterized. The record is from RefSeq and is a predicted model, not a curated record. The transcript is spliced from 2 exons. NCBI's taxonomy places the organism in Eukaryota, Fungi, Ascomycota, Sordariomycetes, Xylariales, Xylariaceae. The coding region runs from base 1 to 633 and encodes 210 amino acids.
AUGGUUCGUUUUGUUGUCGAUCACACCACCUUCAAGCCUCGGCAGAGAUUAGCAUCGUUUUCCCGAAUGGACCUCGAGUCAGGGACAGUAAGAUUCGCUUCCCCACCCAAGAAACCACUGAGUCUUGAGCGAGUAAAAACAACAAUUCAAGACCUGGUAAGGAAGCUGACACCUGAUAACCGCGAGGAGAAGGCGCGGGACAAGAUCAUCAGAAACAUCGACAGGGCGAUCGCGCAGAGGCGAGAGCAAGAGAGAAGGGAGCGAAGCAUCUCACAACUCCGCCGACAGGCCAUCGAGAACAGAAGCAUUGACUGGGACUCGCUGUACCGGCUGGCGGCGGCCGAACACGUUUACCUCAACCCACGUCCUCACCGCAACGACCGGUUCCACGGCGACGACUACCACCUUGCGACUGGGCUCGUUGCACGCGUUUCAGGCCGGCUGCAUGACGACAAGUACAUUUUCCUAGGGAGAAACGGCCACUUGUUCAUUGGCCGACAUAACCUGGGCCGAGGGGCCGAACAGAUUCCCUUCAGGGCGGAGUUCGAGUACCGCCAAUAUCGAGAAAUUGCGCGUGCGUACUAUCAACUCUGUGACUCGUUCCCGGCCGCAGGGAUGCCAACUCACCGGUAA